Messenger RNA from Musca domestica (house fly), 794 nucleotides. RefSeq lists its product as uncharacterized. The record is from RefSeq and is a predicted model, not a curated record. Bases 71 to 703 code for a protein of 210 amino acids. The transcript is spliced from 2 exons. Lineage: Eukaryota; Metazoa; Arthropoda; Insecta; Diptera; Muscidae.
UGACAUUUUAUUUUACGAAAUCGGUCGACUCAUUGCAACCGCGCUAAAAACGAAGAAAAUCUACGAAAUCAUGUCGCUGCAAUCUACAUUGAAAUGUUUUGCAUUGAUAGCCUGUGUGGCCAUGACAUUGUGCGGGGACUCCAAAAAUCCAUUGGAUAAUGUCAGUCUUGCCCGCUUUCUGGCCAAAUCCGCCAGUGCCAUGCAAAGGAAUCCGGCCAGAACUAUAAGCUGUUCGGAUUACUUUUUGCCAGCCAUUGAAUGUAUUACACAUCAGUUCGAAGAGAGUAAUAAGCUUUGUGCUGAGACAGCUGCCGCAGCACGUGCUGCAGCCGAAGCUGAAACGGAUGAGGUUCAAAAGGAAUUGGCCCAACAGGCUGAUGACUCAUGUGGUGCAAUUGUGGAAUGUAAAAAAGCAGAUGGCGCCCAAUCAAAGUUGAAGUGUUAUGUGGAUAAUGGCUCCGAGGGCUCCAAAGGCUUGCGUACUCUCUCCAACAAUGCCAAUUUAAAAUCGUCAAAGUUCAAGGAACAGCUGCGUCGCAUUGAUAGCCAAGAGAGUGUUUGUAUCACCAAUGGUCGUUUGAAAUAUGAAAGUGACUCUGCCGAGGCUUAUGAUGAAUUUACCAGCUGUAUUUAUGGCCAGACAACGGUGCCAUCGGAACCAUCACACUGGUGUCCCGAAUCGGAAGAAGAAUCGGGUGUUUAAGCUAUGAGAGUACUGAAUGUAGUAAUAAAACAUUGUUAGAUUUCAAAUAAAUGUACCGAACUUUUGGGAAAAUAUAUUUUUUACAAAUCUA